Cryphonectria parasitica EP155 is the source of this 1296-nucleotide messenger RNA. RefSeq lists its product as uncharacterized. The transcript is spliced from 4 exons. NCBI's taxonomy places the organism in Eukaryota, Fungi, Ascomycota, Sordariomycetes, Diaporthales, Cryphonectriaceae. The annotation marks the transcript as partial. The record is from RefSeq and is a predicted model, not a curated record.
AUGGGCGGAAAAGCCUUCUCCUCUGGCCCUCGGGCCCUCUACACCCCCAGAAUGAUCCCUGAGGUCUACGAGACCGUUCUCGUUGCCUGCCUUGCUGCCCUCCGUCCCCUCUUCCCAGCCGUCAAGUCCCUCGUCGAGGCCCCUGAGAAGACUAGUCACGGCGACAUCGACAUCCUCGUGUGCCUCGAGGACUCCUCCUGCAGCGACAAGACGGCCAUCUGGGCCCAGGUGGAGGCGGCGCUCAAGGCUUUGGCACACGAGGCCGCUGGCAACACGUCUCCUGUUGGUCAGGACGAGGGUGGCAGCGCGUUGGAGCCCAAGCUUGAGGCCAAGACUCGAUGCAUCCAAGUCGACAUUCGCCUGUGUGCCACCAGCCAGGAGCUAGAGUGGCGUUGUUUCAAACAUGCCCAUGGCGACCUGUGGAUCAUCCUGGGCUCCAUACUCCGACCGUUUGGCCUCACUGUCGACGAAGAGGCCUGCUACAUCCGCAUUCCCGAGAUCGAGAACCAGGACAGGAAGAAAGCUCGCGUCUUUCUGACGGAUAACCCUACCGACCUCCUUGAUUUUCUGGCCCUGGAGCACGAGGCCGGUCAGUGGACCUCACCCUUCCCCUCUGUCGACGAGAUGUUCGAGUAUGCCGCGAGCUGCCGCUGGUUCACCCUGUGGCCUGAGGCGCCUAACAACGAGGCUGGUUCUGCCGUCCCCGAUGGCAGCAAGGACAGGGAGGAAGCCUCCGCAGCCAAGGUCAAGCUCGAUCCCGGCGACCGAGAACGCAUGAGCCAGCGAGCCGUCUUCGCCCGCUGGGUCGAGGACUUCAUCCCACACUGCCUCGCCACGGGCCGCUUUGUCACACCAGAUCCCCAGACACGCACCAAGGCCGCCGUGCGCGACCAAGUCCGGCGCCUCGCCUUCGAGAAGUUUCCCGGCUCCGAGGCGCGGUACACAGCCCAGCUGGCUGCGUGGAACAGGGAGAAGGCGCGCAUCUUCGUCAAGAACAAGCUCAUCAAGCAUGACAUGGCCGUCCCCGAGGACAUCUCGCACAUAGGGCGGAGCUGGAGGGGCGGGCUGAGGAGCGCGCUCGUCCAGAUCAUAGUCGAGGACGAGAAUGGCUUUCAGGAGCACGGUAUCGAGACCCCUCAGCUGCGCGACGAGCACGGUGUGCUUGUGGUCGACCGCGUCAAAACUUGGAUCGAGGAGAACUGGGAGGAUGUCGGCCGUGCAGCGUGGAGCAAGAAUUGUACCCGUGCUUCGCAAUGGUUCCGCAUCAAGAAAGAGCGGGAGACGAAGAGGGCCGAG